UCGGCGCCGUUGUCGUUUCUUCUCCUUUCUCUUAUCCGGGAAGCAGAGUUGUAACAGCAGAGCACCAUGUCCAUCCUUAAGAUCCAUGCAAGAGAGAUUUUUGACUCCCGUGGUAACCCCACUGUGGAGGUUGACCUGUAUACCUCAAAAGGUCUUUUCCGUGCUGCAGUACCUAGUGGAGCCUCCACCGGUAUCUAUGAAGCACUUGAGCUCCGUGACAAUGACAAAACACGUUACUUGGGAAAAGGUGUCUCUAAAGCCGUUGAGCACAUCAAUAAAACCAUUGCACCAGCACUGGUUGGAAAGAAUGUAAGUGUUGUGGAUCAGGAAAAGAUUGACAAACUAAUGCUUGAGAUGGAUGGAACUGAGAACAAGUCAAAGUUUGGUGCCAAUGCCAUCCUCGGAGUGUCUCUGGCAGUGUGCAAGGCUGGUGCUGCUGAAAAAGGAGUUCCUCUGUAUCGUCAUAUUGCUGAUCUGGCUGGAAACCCAGAAGUCAUUCUUCCUGUUCCUGCAUUCAAUGUGAUCAAUGGUGGAUCUCAUGCUGGCAACAAGCUUGCUAUGCAAGAGUUCAUGAUCUUGCCUGUUGGGGCUUCUUCUUUCAAGGAGGCCAUGCGUAUUGGUGCAGAAGUUUACCAUAAUCUAAAGAAUGUGAUCAAAGCCAAAUAUGGCCAAGAUGCCACCAAUGUUGGAGACGAGGGUGGCUUUGCACCCAACAUCCUUGAGAAUAAGGAAGCUCUGGAACUUCUAAAGACUGCUAUUAACAAGGCUGGAUACCCAGAGAAGAUUGUGAUUGGAAUGGAUGUGGCAGCUUCUGAGUUCUACCGUGAUGGAAAGUAUGACUUGGACUUCAAGUCCCCAGAUGACCCCAGCAGAUACAUCUCCCCUGACCAACUGGCCGAUCUAUACAAGAGCUUUGUUAAAGAUUAUCCAGUUGUUUCCAUUGAAGAUCCAUUUGACCAGGAUGACUGGCCUGCAUGGACUAACUUCACUGGCAGUGUAGGGAUCCAGGUAGUAGGAGACGACUUGACUGUGACCAACCCCAAGAGAAUUGAGAAGGCUGUUGCUGAGAAGGCCUGCAACUGUCUACUUCUGAAGGUCAACCAGAUUGGCUCUGUUACCGAAUCUCUGCAGGCAUGCAAACUGGCUCAGACCAACGGCUGGGGAGUUAUGGUCAGUCAUCGAUCUGGAGAGACUGAAGACACCUUCAUUGCUGAUCUUGUGGUUGGCCUCUGCACUGGACAGAUAAAAACUGGUGCUCCUUGUAGAUCUGAGAGACUUGCUAAAUACAACCAACUGCUCAGAAUUGAAGAGGAGUUGGGAUCCAAGGCUCGUUUUGCAGGCAAAAACUUCAGGAAGCCAGUCUUCAACUAAGAAACACAGAGCACUUAACCAUCUUUAUGUAGUCACUGUACACCUAGUCUGCAGGCGCUGGCUUAAACUCGUCACUGCUGUAGAGGUCUCUCACCACAAGCCCCUGCAGCAAUGACUGUACGGUAUACACAAGCCGCCUCACAAUCCUGCAGUUUCUGACCUUCCAAUCCCAGAAGCUUUGCUGCUGUUUAGGGUUAUUCCUUGUCUGUCACUCUUGGUGCCUGCAUGUUGUCCAUUGUUUUUCUAUUGUGGCUGUGGUCCUGAUCACUUCAACCCGGUUUAUUUAGUAUGUUCUGUGUUGCAGUCCCAGGAGGUCUAACAGUUCAUGUGCAGAGUCAAGCGAUACAAUAGUUUUACAAAGAGGUAAUAAACUCUUUUGAAGGUGA
Molecule: messenger RNA, 1757 nt
Organism: Hyla sarda
Lineage: Eukaryota; Metazoa; Chordata; Amphibia; Anura; Hylidae
Product: enolase
Exons: 12
Coding region: 67-1371 (434 amino acids)
Biological process (GO): glycolytic process
Cellular component (GO): phosphopyruvate hydratase complex
Molecular function (GO): phosphopyruvate hydratase activity; magnesium ion binding
Source: RefSeq, a predicted model, not a curated record